UUCUUGCUCUUGUUUUUCUCUGCUCUUUCUCUCUUGCAGUCAACGAAAAUGGCGGAUCGUGUCGCUCCGGCUAAUUGUUGUUUUUCAGUUGAUUAAUUUGUGUCUGAAUUCUUCAAGUUUUCUGAUACGUUCUAGAUCUUUUUGGACUUGUCGUAUUCCUUCAAUACUUCGACUAGAGAUACUAGAAGGAGUUAUGGGUCACUUCAUGUGAGGGGGGAGGGAGACAUUUCACACUUUUCCAAGUUGUGACAUGGCAAACUAUUUUUUCAAAUAGUUUAGAGAACUUUGAAUAGAAAGGAAAAAAUCAACUUAACUGCUGGUGACACAGCUUUGAAAUCUUGGACAGUGUCCAAUCGUGGGUUGUUGAAUAGGGUGGACGUUUUUGAGGUUAGGUUGUAGGAAAGUGAAUCCAAAAUGGGGGUUCAGGACUUGCAAGCGUACCUGGAGGGGGGUACCGUACAAGGGUCUUGCUCCAACGUGGAUCUGGUUCGAAUUGCCAAAACGAUGUCAGCGCGUUUCGUGAAGCAAGCACAGAAGAAGGGAGCAAAUCAUCAGCCCAACCAAUUUAGUCUGGUAGUCGACGGAGAAUGUUGUCUGGAUCGCUUGUAUGGUGGAUAUUUUUCUGAUUGGGCAUGCGGUGGUCAGUGGAAUCGUAUGGUUAUGUUUUUGUCUCAGUUUGUGAACAGCCUCAAGAAGGCAAACAUCGAUUUGGUUGUUUUCUUCAACGGAUGCAUCGAGUCACAGCGCAUGAAGGAGUGGGUGCAAAACCAGCAGCAGACCCGUGUCAAAGUUAACCAGGUACUACGGCACAUCACGACGAAAGGCACACCACCGCCGAAGGUGUGGUGGACACCACCUGUGUGCCUGCGCACCGCAGUGCGAAUGGUGCUGCGUCACCUAGAGGUGACCGUCAUGUGCACCAUGGAUGACCACCACCAGGAGGUGAUCGCCUACUGCCGCGAGAACGCCCUGCAUGGUCUGCUGGCUGACGACGCCGAGUAUGCCGCCUUCGAUCCGCCCCGAUACUUCUCCGCCAGGCAGCUCAAACUCACUUACAAGGGCUCUUUGGAAACAAAGGAAUACAACCUGAGCGAACUGAACAAAGAAAUGGGUCUGAGCACUGAGAAGCUGUGCAUCCUGGUGGCGCUUCUCGGCAACUACAUUUUGACCGAAAACGAUCUCGUCGAUAUCUACAAGAAGCAAGGCAUCAACCAGCCGGUGGGCAAGAUCCCCGCUGAAGUGCUGGUUGAAAAGAUGGCCGCUCUCGUCAAGUCGCUGCCUGCCGGUGAGAAGCUGGCCGAUACUUGUGCCGCCAUCUUGGGCUCGGACAAGGAUCCCCGACUGGCCAAACUGAAGCAGAGUAUUCAGUACUACCUGGAUGGUACCAAGGACGGAUUUCUCGAUUACCGCGCGGCUAAUACUGGUAAGAAGCACCGUGGCAACAAAAACAAACAGGACCACAGUGCGGCCGACAAACAAAACGCAGCAACAGCAGCAGCAGCAUCAACAACAACAGCAACAACAGACACAAUCCAGGAGCCCGACCUGGACACAACACGGCUGGCCUCCGAGACAGCCGAGUCGGAAAUGACCAGUCUGCAGCAAUACAAGGAGGCCACAGCCGCUAUGCCGCAAGCCAAACCGGAAAUAAUCAUCGACGACACCGGAAAGGAAGCGCCGGAACCGGAAGUGGCCGCCGCUACCACCGGAAGUGAGCCGGAACCGCCGCUGGUUAACGGAAGUGGGUCGCCGGUGCAAAAUGGCGGCACUCCCAAUCAGCUGGCCAUUGACUCUAGUAGUUCGAACAGUUCUUCGCCAGGUGCGACAUCACCUGCGCGCGGCGAAAGUGCGGGGGAGAAAAAUUCGAAAAAAGGUGGCAAGAAAGACAAAGAUGGCGGUGGCAAAGGUGGUGGUAAGGGAGGGCAACCGAUUCAGUUGCCGCCCGUGGCGUCCGAAGUGAUGCGAACUGUGUCCGAGCGCCACAACAAGGGACUCAUGUCGCCCUUCAUGUACCAGAUAUUGGCACAGGGAGAAAUAAAACUGCCAGUGAUAAUGGAAGACGAACAGCAUAAGGAGAUUCCCAGCAUACACCUGUUCUACAAACCAAUCCGGCAAAUGGUCUAUGCCAUUCUAUUCAACAUGCACCAUCACACUUUCAUGGCCAACAAAAACAAGGAAAAAACUGGCCAGGAAGGAAAAUUGCCGGAUAUCAGAAUCAAAGAAUGGGUGUGCACCAAAAAUAAUCCAUACAAUAAGCCAGAGAUCGUGAAGGCGGAAAGUCUGGGCUGGGGAGUACCAACAGUACAGAGGCUAUGGUUUGGAACCACAAUGGAUGAUAUGAGACGGAGAAGGAGAGCCUACCUCACAUGUAUGCGAUCAGACACACCUCUCAUUGUCAACUAUGACUAUGUUCCACAGCAUAUUCUCAUCAUGGCUACAGUUCUCAGGUACAUGAUGUCGUUCCCUGAAAAGAAAGUUCUGAGGAGGUCAGAAUUGGAUGCUUUCAUUGUUACCACUUUGGCACCUGAACUCAUGAAUGCCGAAUACAACCAGGAACUGCAGUUGCCAGUAGUGUCAAGUCGCGGCGUGCAGUUGGCAACAAUGUUCAUGCAGGGCGUGGAGACAGCGCUUCUUGUGAACGACGCAUGUGGGGCGCCCAUUCCCUGGCUCAUGUGCUGUCCUUGGCUCUUCUUCGACGGCAAACUGUUCCACCAUCAUCUGGCCAGAGCAUCGCAAGCCAAGAACCUGUCUGAGCUUUGCGAGCACCGUCUGCGAGUCAUCAUGAAAGUGGAACGCGUUCGGCAAGCGAUCCUUGAAGGACUGAACGUGCAGUUCGCGCGACCGCCAUUGCCGCUGGUGAUUCAAAACUCGCGCGCUUCCCCUCUCUACUCAACGCCCGGUGCACCACCUGGUGCGCAUGCGCACAUGGUGGCGGCCGGAAUGAUCCAAUCACAGCGCAACGCCAACCAGGCCCCGCCCAAUUCGCACCUCUCCUCGGCACUAGCCUCGCACGCUCACGCCAGUAUGCUGUCUGCUCGCGGCGGAAUAGGAGGUGCUCUGUCCCGGCGUGCGGCUGGCAUUCCCUCCAACUCGGGCGGUCGUCUGGAGAUUGCCGGCGUUGUGGUGGGCAGCUGGGGACCCAACUAUGGAUUGUCGACGCUCGGUGUCAACCGGUCCAUGAUGUUGCAGCCUCAGGUGACGUCAGUGAAUGCCGUAUCGAACUAUACGGGAGUGUCAUUCAGAGGAGGACGUCCUUCAUUCAACACGAACCGCGGAGGCGGAGUCAACAAGGGAGGAAAGGGUCGCGGCGGAUUCAAGGCACAGCAAACUAACAAGAAGCGAUCAACAUCAGUUGGCAGCUCUCAGAAGAAAGAGAACAAGAAGACAGGAAAAGGACGAGGAAUGACCGUUGUUCUCCCUGAUACCGGAGAAACAGUUUUGGCGACCGAAAUGGUGGAUGAUGUGAGUGACAAGAAGAUUCUGAUGAACAGGACCAACAACGCCAACAACACCGAGAUGGUGAAUGGAAAGACGGGUGGCGGUGGUGGGGGUGGCGACGAUCUGAUUGGUCAGUUCGAGGACGCCUGCACCAUUGAGAACGGAGCCAUGAAUGGAGAGGGUGAUGCCAAGAUCAACUCUAUUCUAGCUACCGCUACCGAAGGCAACUAGAUCCCGUAUGAAACUGGAUUCACCAGAAUGUAGGUGAGACACCGCGGACCAGUUGUCUCAUUUAUGGUGAAAAAAGACCUACCGUUAUACACGGUGAGUGUUGAGUGUUUUAUCGGACCCGAUGACGUAUAAAUAUGUAAGAUAGUCGCGAAAUUAUUUGUAAUUUUUUUAUGAAUCGAACUAUAGACUAGUGCAAGGUGCAAUUAGGGGACGUUUUGAAAAAGUGAUGAAGUGAAAAGUGAUGAACUGUUUUCUCUCUCACUCCGACGCCGCUAGUUGUAGUUUGAAAAAGACUGAUUAUUUAUUUAUUAUAUCAAUGUAUAUAAUAAGGAUUGACCAUUGUGACUGAGCCAACGAGUGAUAUUACAAUUUUUUAUUGUUUUAUAUCUUCGAUAGAACGAAAAACUCGAUUUGCACAUAGAGGUUUAGAGCGCUAAGAAGAUGUGUAAUGAAGAAGAAGGAGAAGAGAGAAGAAGAAACUGAAUGUUUUAUUCUUGUUUCUUCUUACCUCUACUGCUACUAUUUCAUUUUGUAUUUAUCUUGAGAGAGGCUGUUUCUCUGUUAUUGUUGAAAACUGAAAAGAAUCUUGUUAUUUAUUUAUUCUUAAUGUCGAAAGGAAGUUAUUGUUUUUAAAGAAAGUGAAAUGGAUAAGUUUAUCGAGGAGGAAUGUUGGGAUUUGAACUGUGUGACCGGUUAUUGGUUGUCAUUGAAAAUCAUAAAAAGUGAACUUUUUGUCAGUGAGUGAAGAUGUUAAAUACUUCUGUACAGCUGGUAAUAAGUAUAUGCUAGCAACAAAUAAGUAUUGAACCAUGAAAUGUACUGAAGUGUGAAUUCUGUUGGAUUGUAUUCGUUUAUAUUUUCCAAAAAUAACUAGAGUCAAGUAAUUCCCGAGUUGAAAUUUAAUAUUUUAUCACUCAUAUUUAAUCCUGUAAUGUUUUGCAAGGCUGUACUUGAAUAUAUAACUUAGAUAUUAAUCAAUAUAUCUUUUCUGUUUAGGGCUACUUGUAAUAUAAAUAGAAAUACAAAUCUCAGUACCCUUUUUGAAUUAUUUUAUUUUAUCACUAAAAUAAAAUAAUUCAAAAAUAUUUGUAUUUAUAUUAUUCAAUGUUUUUAAAUACUAUGUUUUCCAAGAUUUCAAUUUGAUUUGAGCGACGAGAAAAUGACAACCAAUAACUGGAACUCAGUUGCAUUUCUCGGGGUGCGUUGUAAUGUAUAGAUAUAUUUUUCUAAGAAAAGUAUUGAUAUGAUGACAGUGUGGUCAUAAGAUGACCGACACCUUGUCCAUGGGCCAGUCGACUGAGGUCAGUGAUUAGGUCGAAGAUGUGAUAUUAUUAAAAUAACUGUAACUAACCUAUGGUUAUGUGGACUGCAAGCAUAGACUUUGCUCAGAUGAACUCAGGUGCAGUAGUGUCUUCAAACUGUUUGAUACUCUCUCACACCAAUAAUACCCGUCGCGUACAAUGUUCUAUUCCAUCGAUUCGUUCAAAGUCAAACUAUUUAUCUGUUAUUUAUUUAAUUAUUUAUAACAUAGAAACAGUUAUCCUACACCAAUCACAGUUUUCUAUUGUUUUUGAAAUUUCCAGAUUUUAUUGAAAUAGUGUCGAACACUAGAGUAUCAUAGUCUCUGUUAUGAUAUAUAGUACAUUAUAUUUAUUCCGUAAACAAAUUGAAACUGUUGGUUGUUAUGGCUUUGCAUCUUGAGAAUAUUUAUUUAUUUGUGAAUGCAAUUUAAUAUUUAUCAUAUUGAUUUAUUUUGUAGCAGUCUAUUGAUUAACAUAUUAUAAUUCUGUUGGUUGUAAUAGGUCUAGUAUUAUUAGAACCGCAAUUUGAGAAGAAGAAUUGAACUCUUAUUUUGUCGUUUUCGAAAUGGCUGAAUGAAAUCACAGGAGCCAAUUCAACAUCUGAAAUAUUGAAAGAAUGUGUUUUUUGUGAUCAUUGAGAAUUUUAUAAUUUAUCCUAAAAAGCAAAAUAAAACAUCAAAUUUGAAAGUUUUGAUAACUGACAGUUUCAAAAUGUUUGAGGCAUAUUCUUGUUUAAUUAGUAGUGUAAUGUUGUGAACGAAACAUUUCGCUUGGUAAUUAUUGUCGUUGUGAGGUCUGGACUUUCUUGGAAAAACAAUAUUGGCCCUAUUAUUGGACAAAAUAAUGCUGAUUGGACAGAUUUUGAGCCUUGCUAUUUGGUUGGAACCUCCUUAACCUCUUAACAUCGAACCUGGAAAGGUUUCCAGUUUUGGUUGACAGAAUCAAAACAGAUAUUUGGAAAAAUGAUUUAUGAACGUAAUUUUGACAGUUGAUUGAUCGAUCACAGUCAAUCUGGCGUACCUGUAGACAAAGUAAAUGAUAUAUAAGUAUAUUAUAUAUUUGUGGAGAGAAAUAUCACGUAAUUGAACCCAUCUGGAAAAGUCUGAUCUUUUCUUGUAACUGCUUUCAACGUUUAUUAUGGAGAGUGAAAAAAUAAUUUUUCAAUAUACAUAUUACAUAAAAACAAGCUAUGUAGUCUUACAUAUGCAGUCAGGGAGGUGAAUCAACUAUGUAUAUAUGGUUGCCGUAUUACAUACAUGUAACUCUACUACAUACAUAAGAAUGUUGUGUUCUUAUUUAACAACUUGUAAUGUCGAUUAUUCGUUAAUCGAUUGCAGAUUUUAUUCCCAAGCGAUUGAAUAUUGCACUUUUCCCAAAUACAUACAGCAGAAUGUAUCUUUCAAUAUAAAACUGAUGUAAUCAUCCAUCUGUUUAUUUGCAUUUGUGAUGAUUGUCGGUGUAUCUAAUGUUGAAGCUCAUCGAUAGAGUAUAUCUAUCGAUAGAAGCUGAUUUUGGCGAUUGAAUCGUGUAUCGUUGAAUACCCCUGGUGGUAUCCACGAUAUCAUGAGAGUAAUACGUGUUUUAUUUUGAAAAUGGAAAUUUAUUGAAAACUAGGAGAGAGCAUUUACACUGUCUAGAGCCUGCCGCUAAUUGAAGAAGUAUCCUUGACUUAUGAAAUUAUGUAAACUAUACAUACAUUCAGAGAUGAAAUAAUUCCGAAUAUACUCACAUGACCUUAUAAUACCCCCUUAAGUUGUUGAUGACGUCAACAACACUCGUGUAUUGAGUCCGUAAUGAAGCCAGUUUUCUGCUUUAUCUAACGAAAUACACUCAAACUUAUCAACAGAGCAUACUCGGUCAAAUAUGAAUAAUGUAUUCCGAAUACAUUAUCUGCUUGCAUCGUAUCUGUACUUUAAUACAAAUUAAUUGUCGUCGUAUAAUAUAUAAGAAAUUGAAUUGUUUAGUUUUUAGGAUUCUCAAAUAUUCCGUGUAACUGUCUAGGAAAUAGUCCGCUGAAGUCAUUGAUCGUCAUGCCUGAACAUAUUUUAGACUCAUAGUUGCUGUAUUUCUCAAUGGUGUGUAAAAUAAAAACCAAUAUUAGUCCGAUACAUUAAAUUAUUUACGCGAAUAUAUCGUUAUAUACAUGGUCGAUGGUUUUCAAUAAAAUAUGUUCGACAUAACAAAGUAAUUUGAUCCCCACUAUUCACGAUGAUAAUUUAAUUUGUAUGUUAGACACUUCCCUGAUUUUUUAUCGGAAAAUGAGAAAAACAGUAUCUUGUGAAUAUUUCUAAAAUCACCCCGCUUGUAUUCAAUAAAAUUGAUUCGAUUCAUUAGUAGUUGAUUAGACAAGAAUAGGAUCGAAAAUUAGAUUGUUUAAAAAGCCCGCUUAAAUUUAAUUUAACCGUGUCGGUGUUACAAUGCAUUAUGUUUUAAGUGUACAUUGUUUUGAAUUGUCGAUUUAAAUUUAAGUUUAUACUGAUUUAUCAGAGAUGAAUGAUAUAUAUUUAUUCGAGUUAUAUUAAUCAUGUAAAAUUAGACCAGAAAAUAUCGAUAUUGAAAAUGUUUAUAAUAUACCUGUACAUUAUUGAAGCGAAUGAUGAUGAUUCUCUUGUUGAUUGCCCCACUCAAAACGUAACUAGUAUAUUCAUAAUUAUUUAUCGAUAAAAAGCAAUAUUGUAUGAAAGAUUAGGACCGUGUGUUGAAACGUGAAUGCUGGAACAAAGAAAUUAGAUUUAUGCGAUUUUUUGGGAAUUAAUAUAACCAGUUGAAAGAAUUCUGACUAUAACAAUUUUUCAAUAAAAUAUAAUAACUUAUUUGAAGCUAUAUAAUGUGUGCUGAAAUUUUUAGUUUUAUCAAUCUCUUGAGAUAAGUAUAAAACAGUGAAUUAGCUAGAUUUUUUGAAUGUUUUCCAAUAAGAAUUGCAUGUAUCCUAUUGUAAUCCCUUACAUUUCUUUGUUAGUUGAUCUUGUUAAUAAAUUACUAUAAAUAUUAUAAAUAAUUUUGCGUUCUCGUAUUCUAUAGUAUCACAUUGAUCGCGUGUUUGUAACAAUCCUAAAAUGUCCGCGAUUCCAAUCCAAUCUAAAAUUAGGAUGUGAACAUAUUUUGAUUAGGUCGUCAAAUCGCUAUGAAUUGCAUUCAAUUAUAGUAGAGUUGUAUAUUCAGAUGAAAAACUAAUAACGAUAAACCAUGGAUGUAAAUUAGCCUAUUAGAUUUAUUAUUAUUGUUACAAUAAAUGUGUAUUAAUUAUUAUCUUCUCAAUCUUAUUAUUGGCAGUGCUCUUAACAGAGCUCGAAUAAUGUUCUGAUGGAAUUCUCUCCUUCCAAGUCUCUCGUAGCUUGGAAAUAUGGAGAUAAUUGGUGUAGUUAUAUUUUGUGGCUAGUUGGUUUUGAAGUACAACUAGUUGUAAAAUGAUGACGCGUAGUCGCCAGUCUAGACUGAAAUGUUGUCACAUCAAUCAAUCUGGUCUAUACUGAUUGAGCUGAUAAAUAUCUGGUCUGGCAGGUCCAGAUUGCAUAUAUUUAGGUGAAUAAAUAACUAAUCUAAACCUUCAAGGCAGGCUCUGUAUGGCUCUCUCCAAAACAUCUAACCUUCACAAAGUUCUCCGUUUUUAAAUGGAGAAAUUGCUUUGUGAAUUUUUUCUAUAUAGAAUCGAAACUAAAAAAAACUAUUUUCACCAGUAAUUCAUAUUGUGAAAAUCUAUUAUUUUUAUUCUUUCUUUUUGGUGUUUAAAAUAUAGUAUUCAUUUAAUUUAAAUACAUCAUAAAACUUGACAAAACCACAAAAAAAUACUGUAUACUGUAAUUCUUGUGCUUUGGAAUUUAAUUGUUUAUUAUAAUCUUCGUCAAUUGAUAGAUUUGCUUAAUUAUUUUUCCUGUAAAAGAACCUCCUUUCUUGUUCAUUUUUCGAUGUUAUUUUCUUUUAUUAUAUAAUGUAUAACAGUGAAAUGUUAUUAGUUAAAGCAUUUGUCAUUAACUUCUAAUAAAAAUAAUACUAUUUGAUAUAUAGCACGUAUUGAAAAUCAAAUAUCUUGUAACUUUGGAUUUUGUGUUGAUUCGUUUCACAUGUGAGCAAAUUUAUUGAUAUGUUGUGUGUUUGUGACAGUAAUUUACAACAAAAUACAUAUUUGUAUUGCCUUGUGUCAAGAUCAUAAAUUUUGGCAAAAACUUAUUGAAUUUUGUAACUUUUGAAGCUCAAUAAUGGAGCUAUUACUUCAAUUUAGAACGAUGGAUGCGUCAAGAAAUUAAUGAAAUUGUCACAAACUCAACAAUCAAUGCUCUGUAGUAGAUUAUUGUAGAUUUAAGCCUUAUCAAAUGCAAUUGAUUGUAAUAGAUGCAACGCGCCAGUUUAUUGAGAUGAUGAUUGAUGGAUAUAUUGCUGGAAAACAAUGAUUAUUCCAAAUUCAACCUAUCAUCUCAUUUUGUAUACUGAGUGCGUUGUAUAGUUUGAAUGUAUGUAAUAAUUUUUUCAAGUUCAUAAAUACCUUGAGACAACGAUUGUUCACCUCGUCUGAAAUAUCUAAAAGAAAAUUGGUAUUUGAAUUUUUAUUCUCUAUAUUUAAAAACCAUUUUGUUGACUACAGUAUUUGGUUUUUGGUUUUGUCUUGGAAUCAGUGUAGAUCACUGUCAUUUGUUUAAUGUACAAUCUUCGUUUUGAAUAAUAUUUAUAAUCAAUAAUUGAUUAAAUUUUAUUUUAUUGGAAUCAAUUUAUUUUAAAUUAAUUGUGUGUCUUUAGAGAACAUGAUAGUUUGAAAUUCUGAAGCUAGUUUCAAACUAAUUACUGAAUUUAAUUUUAUAAUAAGAAGUUUUUUCAAAUUCAAACAAAAAGUAUAUUUUUUAUUUUACUCGGUUCACUGAAAGUUUGUAGUCAAAUUUUGAAAUGUCAAAUUUUUAUUAUCGGACAAAGUUUUGUUAUUUAGCUUUUAUUUUGGACGAAGUCAAUUUUUUGUAAGAUUUUUUUUGAAUUAACAUUUUUUCUAAAGAAACAGAGGUCGCUUCAAUCGUUGUUCACGGUUAGAAUAUUAUUAUUGAAUAAUAUAGUUGGAUAUUGAAGUAGAACGUUUAUUUUUAGUUAGCCUCCUGAAUAUUGUAAUAGCUGUCAGACAACAUCCAUUUCCAUUUUUAUCACUUUUUGGUGAAACUUUAAGCUCUUGACAUAAAACAUAAUUUUGAUAAAUCUUGUUUCAAAUCAAUUAGAUUUAGAUAUUCGAACUGUUUUGCUUGAAUACUGUCAAGUAAUGUUAUUUUCUGCUACAAUAAUCAAAUUAUUGUGAAAGUUCUAAUUAUUUGACGCGGAUUCAUUGUCUGAUGGCUUUUUUACAUUGAUGGAUGAUAUAUUUCGAUUAAUCUGAGAUGUUUUCUGAAACCUUUAUUAGUAUCUUCUACAUAAUAAUCUAUACUAUUUGAAUGUCAAUACCAUAUUUUGCAUAAAUUCUUAGUUAAUUUAUUGGAAUAUAAAUUUGAAUGUGAAAUCUCAUCCUUUAAUAACAAAAAUCUUAAUCACUCUCCAAUACAAUUUGUAAGAGAAAUGUAUCAAUUAUUCACCGUUUAUCAUAAAUUAUAAUUCUAUUAAUACUAUUGCUAAUACUAAAGUUAUCAUCGUCAUUAUUACAAUAUUAAGUAUUGUUAACUCAAGAAAUUAUUAACAUUAAUUUUAUUUGAGCUACCUAUAGUGCAUCUUUAUGGCUACAUAAUUUAUUGGUUUUUGCUAUUUAAAUGUUAUUAAUAAUAUGAACAGUAAUUCAAAUUUUAAAAAUUGUUUUAAUAGUCGAGAAUUUAUCAAUGUGCUUUGCGUAAUACUCAUAAGAGGAAUGGGCUCCUAAAAAAAAUAGUGAAAUUUUAAAAUUAUUUCAGGAUUGUCAAUCUGUCUUUGUUUUAUCUAUAGAUUGUAAUGGGAAAUUUCAAAUAAUUACACUAUGCAUUAUAAUGGAGAUUGCCAAUAAUACUCUUGUAUGUUAUUAGAUCUGUGGCAUUGUAUUCUUGUUUGUCAAAAAUUGCUUCAAUUUAUAAAAGAAUGAACCGGUAAUAUUUUCUUUACUUUCGAACUCAAAAGAAUAAUAGUUUGAUAUUCAUAGUACCUAUAAUUUUUUCAGUUUAUAAUAUAUCUAGAAUGUAUUAUUUUGUUUGUUUUCUAAUUAAACAUAAUGGAGCAGUUUUUGGCAAAUAAUUGUUUAGUUGGAAAAUGAGUAAUUGUGAAGGCUAUGCUGAGUAAAGAAAGUUCUAGUAAAUAAU
Molecule: messenger RNA, 11197 nt
Organism: Nilaparvata lugens (brown planthopper)
Lineage: Eukaryota; Metazoa; Arthropoda; Insecta; Hemiptera; Delphacidae
Product: constitutive coactivator of PPAR-gamma-like protein 1
Exons: 17
Coding region: 415-3669 (1084 amino acids)
Cellular component (GO): nucleus
Source: RefSeq, a predicted model, not a curated record